Prorocentrum cordatum is the source of this 330-nucleotide messenger RNA. The record is from the annotation of a GenBank genome assembly. Lineage: Eukaryota; Dinophyceae; Prorocentrales; Prorocentraceae.
AUGUCCACGCCCGAUUCCUCCAUCCCUAAAGCCGGCGCGCCCGCCCCCCAGGAGGCGCGCUGCAAGCGGAGAGCGCCUCGCCGGGACCACGCGCCGCCUGGCGGCUCGGGCGGACAGCGGGCCGGCGCUGGCGAGGGCUCCCCGCGCUUGGGGGGGCCCAGGCCCAGAGCAAUGCUCGCUUUAUGGGAAAAUCUGGGCGGGUGGCUCUUCGCUGGAUCGGGGCCCCCUGCGUUGGCUCGCGGCGGGCGCAGCGGGAGCGGGGGCGACGAGGAGCGGCUCGCUGCGAAGGCAGGGGCGGGCUUCCUGAGGGGGUUCGGGGGCUUCCAGUAA